AUGAUGGAGCUGCAGAUGGACGAGGUGGUGUACCAGGACGACUACGGCUCCGGCUCCGUGAUGUCGGAGCGGGUGUCGGGCCUGGCCAGCUCCAUCUACCGGGAGUUCGAGCGCCUGAUCCGCAGCUACGACGAGGAGGUGGUGAAGGAGCUGAUGCCGCUGGUGGUGAACGUGCUGGAGAACCUGGACGGGGUGCUGACGGAGAACCAGGAGCACGAGGUGGAGCUGGAGCUGCUGAAGGAGGACAACGAGCAGCUCAUCACCCAGUACGAGCGGGAGAAGGCGCUGAGGAAGCAGGCGGAGGAGAAAUUCAUUGAGUUUGAAGAUGCCUUGGAAGCUGAGAAGAAGGACCUGCAGGUACAGGUGGAGUUUCUGGAGCUGCAGGGGAAACAGCUGGAGCUCAAGACAAAGAACUACUCCGACCAACUCACUCGGCUGGAAGAGCGAGAAUCCGACAUGAAGAAAGAGUACAACGCUCUGCACCAGCGCCACACUGAGAUGAUCCAGACGUACGUCGAGCACAUAGAGCGGUCCAAGAUGCAGCAGGCAGGGACCAACAGCCAAUCAGAUGGCCCGGGCUGUGGACGAACUCAACGCCACACUUGGAGGAAAAGCAAAGCGGAGCGCCCGCCGUCGUUGAGCCUGUACCCCACCGGCGAGGGCAUGGAGGACGGAUCCGAGUCCGACUCAGUAGCAGCCACGCCCAGCAGCACGGGGAGCAAGUCCAACACGCCCACCUCCUCCGUCCCCUCCGCCACCGUCACCCCCAUCAACGAGGGCUUCCCCCCGAACUCCGAGUUUGAUGCCAUGCGGGCCGGGAACCACAGGAAAGGGGCCAAGCGGCUCAGCCGGAAUAUGGAAGUGCAGGUUUCCCAGGAAACCAGGAACGUCAGCAUCGGUAUGGGAAGCAGUGAUGAGUGGUCCGAGUUCCAGGAGAUCAUCGAUUCUACUCCUGAGCUCGACAUGUGUGUGGACCACCGCGGGUACGGAGGAGGAAACAGCCCCUCCCAGGGCAUCGUGAACGAGGCCUUCGGCAUCAACACCGACUCCCUUUACCACGAGAUCAAAGACGCCAAGUCGGACAUCAUCGGAGACGUGGACGCAGGCGCCGAGCUGCUCGGCGAGUUCUCAGUCCGCGAUGAUUUCUUCGGGAUGGGCAAGGAGGUGGAGAACCUGCUGACAGAGAACAAACAGCUCCUAGAGACCAAAAACGCACUGAAUAUUGUGAAAAACGACCUUAUUGCCAAAGUGGACGAGCUGUCGGGGGUGCAGGAGGUGCUGAGGGAGGAGCUGGAGGCCGUGAGGCAGUCGAAGAACAAGGUGGACGCCAGAGUCAAGGAGCUGGAGGAGGAACUCAAGAGGUUAAGAGCCGAAGCUCUCGGUGCGUCUCGGGACUCUAAGGAUGAAGGAGCCGAUGAUUUCUCAUCACCCAUGCAGGACGGCGACAUGACCAUGACGCAGCGGCGGCGAUUCACCCGGGUGGAGAUGGCUCGCGUGCUGAUGGAGAGGAACCAGUACAAAGAGAGACUGAUGGAGCUGCAGGAGGCCGUACGGUGGACGGAGAUGAUCAGGGCGUCCCGGGAGAGUCCUGCAAUCCAAGAGAAAAAGAAGUCAACCAUCUGGCAGUUCUUUGCUCGUCUCUUCAGCACCUCGUCCAGCCCUCCCCCGGUCAAGCGGCCGUACUACAGCGUCAACAUCCACUACAAGUCGCCCUCGCCGGCCGGCUUCUCUCAGCGCCGCAGCCAAACCAUGUGUCAGAUCUCCACCUCCAACCGCACGCUGGAGUUCUUCCCCGAAGAUGACUCGGCGCUCUUAGCUCGCCGAGAGCAGCGGCGCGAACAGUACCGGCAGGUCCGCGAGCACAUGCGCCGCGAUGACGGCAUCAUGCAGGCUUGUGGCUGGAGUGUGCCGUCACGCUUCAAACAGACGACCACCAACGAAAAAGAUGAUAAUCGCAUGAAGAAUGUUCCGGUCCCGGUGUACUGUCGCCCCCUGGUGGAGAAGGACCCCAACAGGAAGUUGUGGUGUGCGGCGGGCGUGGACCUGUCCGGGUGGAGGGCCGGCGGCCAGGAGACAGCGCCCGGCCGAGCUCUGAUGGGCGGCAGCGAUCCCCUGCACGCCGACGAGGACGGAGCGGAGAAGAAGAGCAGCCACACGUCCCCGGAGAAGAGGAAGUCAAAGGAGCUCCAGGAAACCGACAGCAUGAACAGUCGAGUGUGGAUCCUCACCAGCACGCACUCUGCCAGCAAGGUGGUCAUCAUCGACGCCAACCAGCCGGGCUCACUGGUCGACCAGUUCAACGUCUGCAACGCCCACGUGCUCUGCAUCUCCAGCGUGCCGGCUGCCAGUGAGAGCGACUACCCGGCCGGAGAGAUCGUGUUGGAUCCGGGUGACGGUGGCGCCGGCGCCGGCGAGGACACCGGGAGCGUGGAGAACAUGUUGGCCGGUAUCACGCUCGUCGGCUGCGCCACCAACUGCAGCGUUGCCCGUAGCAACUGCUCCUCACGCACCGACACCCCCAUAAUGGACAAAGGACAAGCCCCCACUGCUCCCCCCAUGAACGGAAAGAUUCACCCGGCACAGUCGGCCGAGGAAGCCACUGAAGCCACGGAGGUCUCGGACUCAGCAGCCAGCCACACGAUGGGAUCCGGCCCCCCAGGACCCUUCACCGAGCACGUCUUCACCGACCCCCAGCCUCGCAUGUCCAAAGAGGAAGCGUCUCAUCCUUCAGAGUCAGAGGACGGAGGAGACGAGUCCAAGAACUACACGAGCGUGGCCCCCACCAUGUGGCUCGGGGCCCAGAACGGCUGGCUCUACGUGCACUCGGCCGUUGGAAACUGGAAGAAGUGUCUCCACUCCAUCAAACUCAAAGACUCGGUGCUCAGCUUGGUGCAUGUGAAAGGUCGUGUGCUGGUCGCCCUCGCUGACGGGACCCUCGCCAUUUUCCACAGAUCAGAGGACGGCCAGUGGGAUUUGUCCAACUACCACCUCAUGGACCUCGGCCGGCCUCAUCACUCCAUCCGCUGCAUGGCGGUCGUCCACGACAAGGUGUGGUGCGGCUACAAGAACAAGAUCCACGUCAUCCAGCCCAAGAGCAUGCAGAUCGAGAAGUCCUUCGACGCGCACCCCCGCAGGGAGAGCCAGGUGCGGCAGCUGGCGUGGAUCGGCGACGGCGUGUGGGUGUCGAUCCGGCUCGACUCCACCCUGCGGCUCUACCACGCCCACACGCACCAGCACCUCCAGGACGUGGACAUCGAGCCGUACGUCAGCAAGAUGCUCGGAACCGGCAAGCUGGGCUUCUCCUUCGUGCGAAUCACGGCGCUUCUGAUCGGCGGGAAUCGCCUGUGGGUCGGAACUGGGAACGGUGUGAUCAUCUCCAUCCCACUGACGGAGACGGUGGUCCUUCACCGGGGACAGCUCCUGGGUUUGAGGGCCAAUAAGGUUUCUCCCACGUCCUCCACUGGAGUCAUCCACGUGUACGGCGGCGACGACGGCUCUGAAAAGAGCAGCGGCAGCUUCAUCCCCUACUGCUCCAUGGCUCAGGCCCAGCUCUGUUUCCACGGACACCGAGACGCUGUCAAGUUCUUCGUCUCAGUACCCGGCAAUGUUCUGGCCACCCUGAAUGGCAGCGUGCUGGACAGUCCGUCGGAGGGGCAGGGCUCCACAGCGCCCCCGGAGGCCGAGGCCCAGAGUGUUCACAACGUGCUGGUGCUGAGCGGAGGAGAGGGCUACAUCGACUUCCGUAUCGGCGAUGGAGAGGACGACGAGACGGAGGAGGGAGAGAGCGGGGGGGCCACGCAGAUGAAACCUGCCUUGUGCAAAGCGGAGCGGAGCCACAUCAUCGUCUGGCAGGUGUCUUACGUCCCCGAGUGA
Messenger RNA from Limanda limanda (common dab), 3873 nucleotides. It is a transcript of the gene mapk8ip3, whose product is annotated as mitogen-activated protein kinase 8 interacting protein 3. NCBI's taxonomy places the organism in Eukaryota, Metazoa, Chordata, Actinopteri, Pleuronectiformes, Pleuronectidae. Gene Ontology annotation, cellular component: cytoplasm. Gene Ontology annotation, biological process: vesicle-mediated transport. The coding region runs from base 1 to 3873 and encodes 1290 amino acids. Gene Ontology annotation, molecular function: JUN kinase binding; MAP kinase scaffold activity; kinesin binding. The record is from RefSeq and is a predicted model, not a curated record. The transcript is spliced from 33 exons.